Messenger RNA from Entrophospora candida, 996 nucleotides. Lineage: Eukaryota; Fungi; Glomeromycota; Glomeromycetes; Entrophosporales; Entrophosporaceae. The record is from the annotation of a GenBank genome assembly.
AUGAAAUGCAAAAAUUGUAACAUUAAUAAAUUAUCAAGAGAAUUUCCCAAGGAUGUUAUUAGUGGUGAUUGUAAGCACAUUCCUGGUUUUUGCUUGAAGUGUGUGGUAACUUAUUUAAAUGCCACAAAAACAAAUAAAUGCCCAGAGUGUAAAGCUCUACUAAAUCAAAAAGGAAUUAAAAGAUUAAAUUCAAAUUGGGAAAACGCAUCUUUUAUGAUUAAAGUUGACGGUAUUUCAACAUUAAAUAACCCAUCAAAUAAUCAAAGUGGUGGUGGAUAUUUCUAUGUUGUAAUGAUGAAUGGAACUGUAAUCACAUUAAGCUUGGAAAAAAUCAAAACUGUUAUUGGCCUUAAGCGAGCAAUUAAAUCAGAAACAAAUUUGGAAAUUAGCAAACAAAAAUUACUUUAUAAUGGCAAUGAAUUAAAGAGUCAUCUACAAUUAAUAGUAUUACUCUAUUCAAUCACAAAAGGUCAAUCAUUUAAAAGCUUGACAUUUGAUUUGCAUUGGGGAUUUCCUGAUGGUGAAAAGGAUUAUUUGGAUGGAACUUGUCUUUUGUAUCGAGACAAUUUUUUCUAUGAAAGAGUUGAUUGGGUUAAUAAAUCACAUAACCAUAUUCCAAAUAUAUUUCAUUCGGGUGAUAAAUUGAAUUUUGCAACUUUAACAGGCCACCAUUGUAUAAAAGCAAAUUUAGCUGAUUUACCACCAGAAAUAACGAAAUUAUAUUUUAUAUUGUCAUCGUGGAAUGCUCCUAAUAUUGGACAUUUUCCUAAUCUUAGUUUUAAAUUGUAUGAUACAGAAAAACCUGAUGACCAAUUGUGUAGUUGUAAAUUAAAAUAUGCUGCUUCUUCCAGUGCUAUAAUAAUGUGCGUUGUUAUUAGAAAUAUAUUCGACAACACUUGGGAUAUAUUUGAAAUUGGAGAAUCAUCAACCGGAAAUGCUAAAAAUUAUACUUCAAUUAAAUCUACGAUUUCGUCUUUGUCGACUUUUUUCAAAUAG